AUGGAUAAAAAGAUAGUGCGCAAAGGGCCGCUGCCUGGGGGUCGCCGGGGCGCGUCUGGAGCUGGCGCUGGACGCGGCAGCAUGCGCGCCGCCAGCCGAGCGCGAGGAGCUGCACGGUCACCUAGCAGCCCUCCGCAUCCAUCAUCCCCACCAGCAGGCUUGUCGCUGGUCUCUCGGACUCAGCAAGCGGCACCCGCCGCUGGUGGAGCACGUCGCAUGCGUUGGUCACAAGCAAUGAAUGCAAACGCACUGCGGGCGUACUUUAGGGCAAAAGGGGAAGAAACUGGAUGUUUGGCGUAUCGGGCUAGGAUGCAUCGUCUUUUUGCUGAGCUGGAGCCAUCUUUAAUCGUCACAGAGCUAAACCUGGCAGACCGAGUUCGGUAUAUCUUGCGCUCAAAUAUAUUUGAUGUCGCCGAACUCGAACGGCUACGACGUGAGGCUGUUCCCUCGUCGGAUGAGAAUGCUACGGCUGAGGAUGCGGCGCCACAAAUGGUAGAGCAACCCGCAAACGUGGAUGCCGCCGUGAAUACCCCAGUUGUGGUUGAUUCAAACGAUGAUGGAACAGUCGCCCAGGAACUGGAAUUAGAGCAUAUGAGGAGUACAUUGGAAGAGGCGAUUGUGGAAAGCGCGUCGAUUCAGCGUACCCUCUCGAAAAUCGACCGCGACUUCCCCGCAUAG
Messenger RNA from Parnassius apollo (apollo), 678 nucleotides. Lineage: Eukaryota; Metazoa; Arthropoda; Insecta; Lepidoptera; Papilionidae. The record is from the annotation of a GenBank genome assembly.